Messenger RNA from Camellia sinensis, 749 nucleotides. RefSeq names its product signal recognition particle 9 kDa protein. Gene Ontology annotation, molecular function: 7S RNA binding. The record is from RefSeq and is a predicted model, not a curated record. Lineage: Eukaryota; Viridiplantae; Streptophyta; Magnoliopsida; Ericales; Theaceae. Gene Ontology annotation, biological process: SRP-dependent cotranslational protein targeting to membrane; negative regulation of translational elongation. Gene Ontology annotation, cellular component: signal recognition particle, endoplasmic reticulum targeting.
AAAAAAAAAAAAAAAAAAAAACAUAAAUGUCGGAGACGCAUCCCUAAACCCCGAAAAUUGAAAACCUCAGUCCUCCCCAAGAGAUCGACGACGGCCUCUGCGAAUUCUUGGAUUCUCUCUCUGUGUAUAUCUGUCUACAUACACUUUUAUAUAGAGUGAGAAUGGUUUAUAUAACAUCGUGGGACGAUUUCGUGGAGAGAUCUGUCCAGUUGUAUCGUGCCAGUCCCGAAUCUACGCGUUAUGUGAUGAAGUACAGACAUUGUGAUGGUAAAUUGGUUCUCAAGGUCACUGAUAACCGUGAGUGUCUCAAGUUUAAGACAGACCAGGCGCAAGAAGCUAAGAAGAUGGAGAAACUCAACAACAUAUUCUUUACGCUGAUGGCCCGUGGUCCUGAAGUAGAUAUAUCAGAAGUUACCGGAAAAGAGCAGAUGGAAGCACAGCUGACCAAGAAGGGUAGGGGAAGGAAACAGUAGUUUUGUUCUUGAUUGAUUUCGAUACUCGAUUCUCAACUGCAAAGUUAGUUGUUUUUUUUUUUUUUUCUUGAACUUCAAUACCUUUUUAUUACUUACAACAGUGCUGAUUAGUGAUAUAUUCCAUGGGAUUCAAGGAUACUGUCCUUUUGCCCCCUUCUUUUUGGGAUUAAAAAGAGGGCCAAAGCCCUAAAAUGCAAAAUUUCUUGCAACUCCAAUUCCCACACCAUAAAGGAACAAAAAAUGGCCAUCAAGAUUCAAUGGUGUGUUUGAUUUGAA